AUGACUACAACCUCGCCCUCCCUCCCCUCCGCUCCCCCCAUCCCCGUAUCCCCAAUCAUCACCCUUCAACCCCCGCUCUCCCGCUGCGGUGAAGGCCCAGGCCUGCUCCUCAUCCGCCCCGUCCACCUGGUAACUUGCCAGGCAAACAACACCACGCUCGACCCAGCCCCGAUCCAGAAAUGGGCCGAGGAGAGCUACACCGUGGUGGAGAUUACCCUCGACGCUGCUCGCAGCGGCGACGCGGCGGGUGUAGCGGAUGCUAUCUCCGCCGCUGUACUGGCGCUGUCCGGAUUCGCGCAGUGCAGUGGGAGCGGUGAUAAGUUUGGGGUCCUGGUCUACGGCUCCCCACACGACUACGCCCCCUCCUUCCCCCAGCUCCUCCAACAAUCCCUUACAGCUCGCACCCCCGAAACGCCAGUCCCCGUGGCAGCAAUCUACUUCAGCCAAUGGGCGAAUCCACCCACCACCCUCCCAGCUCUCUUCCACCUCCCCGCGGGACAAACCCUCCCAGAGAGUACUAACACCACGAAGAUCCACCACUACCCCGACACCCCCUCGCCCGGGUUCAUCAUCCCAGGCCACGCGGACUUCACGCCCAGCGCCGCGGGGGUCGCGCACACGCGGUCCCUGACCUUCCUCAAGCCCCGGAUGGGCGGGCCGUACUUUGACCUCGAGCAGAUCUGGGAGGAGCACACGCACCACGAGUUCGGGGACCGGUCGGUCGAGAGGACCAUGGCGACGAUGGUGCAGGAGCCGUAUGUGAAUCAUAUUCCGACUAUGACAGGCGGAACCGGCCGCCCGGCCCUAACCCGCUUCUACGAGCGGCACUUCAUCUUCACCAACCCGGCGGACACGUCCCUCGAACUGAUCAGCCGCACCGUCGGCGUGGACCGCGUCGUCGACGAGUUUAUUUUUUGUUUGACGCACGACACAGUCGUCGACUGGCUGGUCCCUGGCAUCCCGCCCACCGGCCGCCCGCUCCGCGUCCCCUUCACCGCCGUCGUUAAUAUCCGCGGUGAUCGGCUGUAUCAUGAGCAUAUCGCCUGGGAUCAGGCGACUGUGCUGCGGCAGUUGGGGCUGUUGCCGGAGUAUCUCCCUUUUCCGUAUGCGGUGCCUGCGGGGGAGGGCGAGGGGGAGAAGCUGGCGGCGGGGAGGAGAUGGGAGUACCGGGUGCCGGCGGCGGGGGUGGAGACUGCGCGGAAGUUGCGGGGGGAUCCUGGGGUGGCGUCGAAUGGGAUGAUGGGGUUUGAGGAACAAACGCAAACUUACAACUUCAGCAAUAUCCGCUACGCUGCGCCACCGAUGGGGUCCCUUCGCUUCCGACCAUCGAUCCCCCCAGCUCAGGUAAACCGGUCGGUAGUGCAGAACGGAGCACAGGGCAGGGUGUGUCCGCAGGCUACGUUGAAGUGGGAGGAGGAGGUUAUGCCCGGGUUUGUGGCCGAGGUGUUGUCUUCUGCAUCGGCUGCAGUUUCGCCAUCAGCAUCAGUAGAAGGGGGAGCAGCAUCAAGUCCCGCGAGGGAAUAUUCUCCCUUCGCCGGGUCGAUAGGGGGCGACGAGAGAGUGACUGAAGACUGCCUGUUCUUGGAUGUUGUUGUUCCCAAGGCAAUUUUUGAGCAGAAAACUCUUCAGCAGAAGCAGAAACAAGGCAAUGGGCUGGCUCCGGUCCUGGUCUGGAUUGAUGGUGGGGGAUAUAUCUCUGGCGACAAGUCGGAGCAGAACCCCUUGGGUUUGAUGCAACGCAGUAUGCUCGACGAGGAUGGGAUUGUUUAUGUUGCAAUCAAUUAUCGGCUAGGAGCUUUCGGCUGGUUGUCGGAUGGCAAUGGAACCACUGCUAAUGCUGGUCUCUACGACCAAAAUCUCGCACUGAAGUGGGUGAAGCGAUAUAUCGACAUGUUUGGUGGAGAUCCAGAUCGCAUCACCGUCAUGGGCCAGUCGGCUGGUGCAGGAUCUAUCGUUCAUCAGCUGGCCGCUUAUGGAGGCAACAGGGACGCAAGAGACAUCCCCUUUCGCCAGGCCAUAAUCCAAAGUCCAAUGUGGUAUCCCUUGACGGUAAACCAGCAAACGUCAGCGCGAGACGCAUUCCUCGAACUGCUGAAUGUCUCAUCCAUUGAAGAAGCACGAUCUCUUCCAUCGGAUCAGUUGAUUGCGGCCAAUGCUGAUCAAAUCGUGAACACCCCCGUCUACGGAACCUUCACUUAUGGACCGGUCGUGGAUGGAUCACUCAUCAAAAACCUACCGAGUAACAUCUUGCUCGACCCCGACUUCGAAUGGCAGGAUCUUCGCAUAAUGACAGGCCAUGCCUCCAACGAAGGCCUCAUCUUCACUCCACCGGCAGGAGUGAACAGCUCGGCCUAUUCGACCAUCCUGAGCGACUUUCUCCCGAAUCUGGGUCCCGAGUUGGCGGAGGAUAUCGCCGAAACGCUCUAUCCACCCAGCUUCAACACCUCAGCAGCCAUUCUAGGUUAUAGCGAUGCGCUUGGAAGGUUGACUCUGACAAUCAGCGACGCUUUCUUCCGAUGCAAGAACCUGUACCUGAGCACUGCCUUGGAGACCGUAUACGGGUACAGUUUCGCUGUGGCUCCAGGACUGCACUCGGAAGAUCUAUACUUCACCUUUUAUGACCCUACAAGCCCUGACCCAAGCGUUGUCGAUGUCGACGUUGCUUUGGUCAUGCAGGAUUAUAUUGUUUCUUUUGUGCAAGAGGGGCAGCCCUCUUCUUCCGUUGCCGAUGCGAUAGCCUGGAACUCUUAUUGGCCGCAGGGCCAAGUCUUGAACAUCCGAGCAGGUAAUAUAUCAAGCGUCCCAGAUCCGGUGCACAUGGAUCGAUGCCAGACGUGGUGGAAUAUCACCGGCUGA
Aspergillus uvarum CBS 121591 is the source of this 2856-nucleotide messenger RNA. RefSeq names its product alpha/beta-hydrolase. Bases 1 to 2856 code for a protein of 951 amino acids. The record is from RefSeq and is a predicted model, not a curated record. The transcript has 5 exons. NCBI's taxonomy places the organism in Eukaryota, Fungi, Ascomycota, Eurotiomycetes, Eurotiales, Aspergillaceae.